AUGACGAAGCGAAAGGAAGUCGAUUCAAAGCCGGAGUCUGAAACCGACCGGCGACAACAGGCCCAAAAGGCCAAGAUCCUUGCGAAUAUCGCGGAGAAACUUUUCAAUGACGUCGUCGUAUCUGUCCAGCAAGGAAAUUCCAAAGGCCUCUGGGAGCUCGGUCUCCAGGCUCUUGAGCAGGCAAACGAGUUUUCAUUGAUUCAGAAGGCUGGGCCCAUCGAAACGCUUCCCAUUGAGAAAACGAUUGAAAUCACCAAUAAGUAUUUACGCCUUUCAACACAGAAUGAAGCAGCUGCACGCUGUAUCAUUAACAAUAUUCUAUUCGCUCUGUUAGAUACAGUUGUGCCGCAUCCAAACAAUGGCCACUGGCCAUUAAAUCUUCAGAUGGAGACCUCGCUAACCUCUCGUCCGUUCCCCCUAAGGGGGAAGGUGUACCAAGCAAAGGGCACCUACGAUUAUAUAUUGUGGUACGGAGAUAAGGGCGGCGCAGAUAAGGCUAUUAACUUAGUCCUUGUUGAGGCGAAGAAGCUAGGCCUUACUAGCCAAGGUGACGACUAG
Messenger RNA from Penicillium verrucosum, 558 nucleotides. RefSeq lists its product as uncharacterized. The transcript has 2 exons. The coding region runs from base 1 to 558 and encodes 185 amino acids. NCBI's taxonomy places the organism in Eukaryota, Fungi, Ascomycota, Eurotiomycetes, Eurotiales, Aspergillaceae. The record is from RefSeq and is a predicted model, not a curated record.